AUGGGUUUCGGCGACGAGAUCAAGGAAGUCGAGAACGCCGUUGACGGACAGACGUACGUACCAGUCUUUUUGGAGGACAGCAUCCACAGUCUUGCUGACCGCACCAGCUCUGCCCAGCAGCAGACCCAGAACAAGUCCGACUCCGGCAUCGACACCGUCCUCGACAGCGCCGUCGACGGCCUGGCUUCGCGCGAGGGUGUUUCUGCCGCCCUGGACCCCGAGAUCAACAACGUCGUCAACGACGAGGUCAACAAAUUCCUGUAA
Sporothrix schenckii 1099-18 is the source of this 264-nucleotide messenger RNA. RefSeq lists its product as uncharacterized. Bases 1 to 264 code for a protein of 87 amino acids. The transcript is spliced from 2 exons. The record is from RefSeq and is a predicted model, not a curated record. Lineage: Eukaryota; Fungi; Ascomycota; Sordariomycetes; Ophiostomatales; Ophiostomataceae.